AUGGAUGACUGGCGAUACGAAAUGAGAAGAGAAAUACAAGAAAUUGUGCCUGGACUGUUUCUAGGACCCUUUUCUGCCUGUCGUCAAGUAGAUGAAUUGAAACGUUUGGGCAUCACACACAUUGUUUGUUUUGUCGAUGAGACAGAAGCUCGAUUGUUUCGUACCGAAAACUUGGCUCAUUAUUUCAAGUACCAACAGUUUAUCGUGAGCGACUCUAAUCUACAAAACCUUAUCCAUUUCUUUCCAAACACAUCACAGUACUUUCAUCAUGUGAUAACAGAACUCGGAAGCAAAGUCCUUGUCUGCUGUAAUGGUGGUAUGUCACGUAGUCCAACGUUUGUAGUUGCCUAUGUGAUGGAAGUGUUUCGUAUUGAUGCUUCUCAAGCGUAUCAUUUCGUUCAAGCCAAACGUCUUUGUAUCAAUCCUAACGAUGGCUUCAAAAGUCAGCUUAAGGUAAGCAAACCGAACGCGUUAAAGUGUUAA
Molecule: messenger RNA, 483 nt
Organism: Gilbertella persicaria
Lineage: Eukaryota; Fungi; Mucoromycota; Mucoromycetes; Mucorales; Choanephoraceae
Product: protein-tyrosine phosphatase-like protein
Exons: 2
Coding region: 1-483 (160 amino acids)
Biological process (GO): negative regulation of protein binding; regulation of ERK1 and ERK2 cascade; negative regulation of SCF-dependent proteasomal ubiquitin-dependent catabolic process
Cellular component (GO): cytoplasm; nucleoplasm
Molecular function (GO): protein tyrosine/serine/threonine phosphatase activity; F-box domain binding
Source: RefSeq, a predicted model, not a curated record